Fragaria vesca subsp. vesca is the source of this 1081-nucleotide messenger RNA. RefSeq lists its product as uncharacterized. The coding region runs from base 172 to 795 and encodes 207 amino acids. The record is from RefSeq and is a predicted model, not a curated record. Lineage: Eukaryota; Viridiplantae; Streptophyta; Magnoliopsida; Rosales; Rosaceae. The transcript is spliced from 6 exons.
AUACACGCGUAACCUUAUUCUUUGUUUAACAAAUAUUCAAAAGGUUCCAAAACUUGUAUAUAUAGAGGCAAUUGUACCAUUAUGAACAACAACAGAAACAUACAGCAUCCAUCACUUAUUCUCUAGUUUCUAUCAGAUUCUAUCGCUCCUUUCUAUUGUUAUUGUUCCUCAAUGGCUUUCUCAAAAUCCAUGGCCCUUUUAGCUACGGUUCUUGUACUGCUCCCCAUGGCUACUUUUGCAGUGGACUUGCCAGCUAUAUCUCCUACUGCUGCCCAGGAAAUAUGUAAACGAGUGGAGUGUGGAAGAGGAACAUGCAAUUACAACUCCAGUGAGCCAUUACUCUACACAUGUGAGUGCGAAACUGGAUGGAAGCGAACCGCAGAAGGAAAUGAUACUCUUAAGUUUCUUCCUUGUGUCAUCCCUGAAUGUAACCUGGACUACAAUUGCCAAACACCACCUAAAGUUCCUAAUUACACACAACUGCCAAGCAACUUAUCUGCAUUUGACCCUUGCUCCUGGGUUUACUGUGGAGAAGGUACAUGCGUAAAGAACUCUACCUAUAUAUACACACCGGAGUGUGAAUGUAAUGAAGGGGCAGACAAUCUUCUAGACAUCUCAGUAUUCCCAUGCUACAGUGAAUGCACACUUCAACCCGACUGUGAACGCCUUGGAAUUGAAGUUGCCAAUUCAACCACCUCUACUGACGGAAAUGACAGUAACAAAGCUACCGACUUCAUGCCAGGCAAAUUCCAGUUGAUGACUAUAGUGAUUGUGUCUGUGGGUAUGAUGCUGUGAAAUCAGGGUUCAUGAUCCGUGUCAUACAAGAGAUUGUGCCCUACAUUUGUUCGAGUUUCAUCAUACAUGAGUUCAUAUACUUUACAUUAAUUUGAUUCUUGUAACAUUCCUUUUCCCCAGUUCUUCAUUUUGUGUUUGUAUCAAUAAGUCAAAACACAGUCAUACUGGAUGACUGACAUGUAUAUUGACCGCUAAACUCUGUAGAAAGAUUGUUACUUGUACAACCUUUCAUUUCUCCUCCCUCUGUUAUUCUCGACUAAAUCGAGCAAACUAUAGUUACUACACU